This is a messenger RNA of Didymodactylos carnosus, 768 nucleotides long. The record is from the annotation of a GenBank genome assembly. NCBI's taxonomy places the organism in Eukaryota, Metazoa, Rotifera, Eurotatoria, Philodinida, Philodinidae.
AUGCUACUGUCAAUACCUGGGAAAGUGCUUUGUGGAAUAUUGGCAGAUAGAAUAAGACCAGAAAUAGAGAAAGUUUUACGUGAAGAACAAGCCGGCUUUAGACCAAAUAGAGGGUGUAGCGAUCAAAUUUUCACCCUAAGAAGAAUUAUAGAAAAAUCAAGAUAUGGUAUUAUUUUGAAUUUUAUUGACUUUGAAAAAGCAUUUGAUUCAGUACCUCAGGAGGCAUUAUGGGAAAUUCUAAAGUCUUACGGUAUACCAACAAAAAUCAUAGAAAUCAUCAAAAGCUUAUAUGAAGAUGCUGAGUCGUGUGUGAAAGUAAAUGAAGAAGCGAAUACUGCAUGGUUUAAGAUCAAGACGGGAGUUACACAAGGAUGUAUUCUUUCACCUUUACUGUUUAUUAUUGCGAUUGAUUGGGUACUUCAAAAAGCUCUGAAAGAUCAAAAGUUAGGAAUUAAAUUGAAUUAUAAACAGGAAAUAGAAGAUCAACGACUACGUUGCUUCGGGCAUCUAAUAAAAUUGGACAGGGAUACGCUCGCUAAACAGAUAUUACAAUGGAAACCACAAGCAGGAGAAACAAGAAUGGAAAGACCACCAACAUCAUGGAAAGAAACAAUUACUAGAGACUUAAAGGAAAUGGGGUUGAUUUACGAUAAAGCUAUACAAUCGGCAAGAAACAAAAACGAAUGGGAUGCAUUUUCAUUGCCCAUUGCACCAAAUGGUGACUGGUCAAAUAGACAGAUAGCUAGAUAUGUAGUAUUUCCAAGCUAG